AUGAUCCCCAGGUCGCGCGCCUCUGGACGCUUCGUCCUCCACAGCACCGCAGUCCGCUCGGCAAGAGCUUCAUCGCGGCUACCGGCGAGGACAUGGCACUCCAGCCCUGCGUGCACAUGCCCCCAUGUCUGCAGUCGAGUGCUGCCCUCGCUCCGAGCCUCAGGACAGACUGCCCCCUUCUCAGCAGCCGCGCAGCUCCGGGACAAGAAGGACAAGGAUAAGGAAAGUUUCUUCGACUCCUCCAUCGAGCCACCGACCGAACCAUUGUCCGAAGAGGAGGCCAAGCUAAAUCAGGACAGCCGCAAGGCAGACUUGGAGGAAAAGAACGAGGCGAAAAGCACGGGCGGCGACUCGUCGGCAGUAGCAAAAAGCGAGAGUGCAGGGCAGGAAGGCAAGGGAAGCGCUGCUGGUGGUGCCGCGGGCAACUCAGGGUCGGGCGAUGGAUCCGGCGACGGCGGCAAGAAGGGCAAAAAAUCAUCGGAACGAGCCCUCUCCAAGCCUGUGGUGCCGGAUGUGUACCCCCAGGUUCUGGCCAUUCCGAUAGCGCGGAGGCCGUUGUUCCCGGGGUUCUACAAAGCCAUUACCAUCAAGGACCCCGAGGUUGCGAGCGCCAUCACCGAGUCCAUCAAGCGAGGACAGCCAUACGUCGGCGCGUUCCUGUUCAAGGACGAGAAUCAGGAUGACGAUGUCAUCCGCAACGUCGACGACGUCUACGAUGUAGGUGUCUUUGCGCAGAUCACGAGCGCUUUCCCUAUCCACGGACAGGAGGGCGCUCUCACGGCCAUUCUCUACCCCCACCGAAGAAUCAAGCUGUCCAGCUUGAUCGCCCCAAGUGCAGAGGAGGCAAAGGAUCCCAAAAAGACCGACAAGGUGGAACCGACCCCGCCCGAGCCCAUCCCCCAGAAGACCAUUCCAGAGGAGCCGCAACAGGCGCAGACUGAUAAGAAGGGCGACGUCGUUGCCAGCUUUGAGGAGGGCGCCGUUGAGAAGAAGCCCGACCAGCAGGCGGAGAAGUACGAGCCAACAUCCUUCCUCAAGCGCUACCCUGUCAGUCUCGUCAAUGUGGAGAACAUGACCGAGGAGCCCUUCGACCCCAAGAGCCAGGUCAUCCGGGCGGUCACCAACGAGAUUGUCAACGUCUUCAAGGAGGUGGCGACCAUGAACAAUCUCUUCCGCGACCAGAUCUCGACCUUUUCCAUGAGCCAAUCCACGGGCAACGUCACGUCCGAGCCCGCCAAGCUGGCCGACUUUGCGGCCGCCGUGUCAUCGGGCGAACAGACGGAGCUGCAAGAAGUCCUGGCGUGUAUGAACGUGGAGGAGAGGAUGCAAAAGGCCCUCACCGUGCUCAAGAAGGAGCUCAUGAACGCGCAGCUGCAAUCCAAGAUCAGCAAGGACGUGGAGCAGAAGAUCACCAAACGUCAGCGCGAGUACUGGCUGAUGGAGCAGAUGAAGGGUAUUCGGAGGGAGCUCGGCCUCGAGAGCGACGGCAAGGAGAAGCUCGUUGAGAAGUUUAAGGAAAAGGCAAGCAAGCUGGCCAUGCCCGAGGCUGUGCGCAAGGUCUUUGACGAGGAGCUGAACAAGCUGGCACACCUCGAGUCGGCGGCUUCCGAGUUCAACGUGACGCGGAACUACCUGGACUGGCUCACCCAGAUCCCCUGGGGCCAGAGGAGCGCGGAAAACUUUGGCAUCCCCAAUGCCCAGAAGGUUCUGGACGAGGACCACUACGGGCUGCAGGACGUCAAGGAUCGCAUUCUCGAGUUCAUCGCUGUCGGCAAACUCAGGGGCACUGUGGAGGGCAAGAUCUUGUGCUUCGUCGGCCCGCCCGGUGUGGGCAAGACGAGUAUUGGCAAGUCGAUUGCCCGAGCACUCAACCGCCAGUACUACCGCUUCAGUGUUGGUGGCCUAACCGAUGUCGCGGAAAUCAAGGGCCACCGCCGAACCUACGUCGGUGCUCUGCCCGGUCGCAUCAUCCAGGCGUUGAAGAAGUGCCAGACCGAGAACCCUCUCAUCCUCAUCGAUGAGGUUGACAAGAUCGGCAAGGGAUACCAGGGCGACCCAUCGUCGGCUCUACUGGAGCUGCUCGACCCGGAGCAGAACAGCUCGUUCUUGGACCACUACCUAGAUGUACCCGUGGACCUGUCCAAGGUUCUCUUUGUCUGCACAGCCAACAUGACCGACACCAUUCCGCGACCACUUCUGGACCGCAUGGAGCUUAUCCAGCUGUCCGGCUACGUCGCGGACGAGAAGAAGGCCAUUGCCGACAAGUAUCUCGCGCCCGCCGCCAAGGAGGCCGCCGGGCUGCAGAAUGCCAAGGUAGAGCUGACGGAGGACGCGAUCCAAGAGCUCAUCAAGUCCUACUGCCGCGAGUCGGGCGUCCGCAACCUCAAGAAGCAGAUUGAAAAGGUCUACAGGAAAUCCGCCCUCAAGAUCGUCAAGGAUCUUGGCGAGGAGGUGCUCCCCGAGGAGGAGGCGUUGACGGAGGAGGGCAAAUCGGCCCUCGAAGAGUCCGAGAAGAAGGCCGAGGCCACUGAGGACGCCAAGGAACCCACCAAGGAGCAGCAGCCAUCACCAGAGGCGACUGAGGCCGAGACGACCGAGAAGCCUCGCAAGGCCCUGCGCGUACCCGACUCCGUGCAGGUCACCAUUGGCAAGGACAAUCUGACCGACUACAUUGGACCCCCCGUGUUCACUUCGGAUCGCCUGUACGAGGUCAGCCCGGCCGGUGUCGCCAUGGGCCUGGCGUGGACACAGCUGGGCGGUGCGGCCAUGUACACCGAGUCGAUCCUGCAGGCACCUCUGCGACCGGAGAGCCGGCCCGGUCUGGAGAUUACGGGUAACAUCAAGAACGUGAUGAAGGAGUCUACGACGAUUGCCUACUCGUUUGCCAAGUCGUUUGCCGCCAAGCACUUCCCCGACAACCACUUCUUCGACAAGGCCAAGAUGCACAUGCACAUGCCCGACGGGGCCGUGUCCAAGGAUGGGCCCUCUGCUGGUAUCACCAUGGCGACGUCGCUGCUCUCGCUGGCGAUGGACACGCCGGUGAACCCCACCGUGGCCAUGACGGGCGAGCUGACCCUGACUGGCAAGGUGUUGCGCAUUGGUGGGUUGCGGGAGAAGACGGUCGCGGCGCGACGGGCAGGUUGUACCACGGUGAUUUUCCCGCGGGACAACCUCUCAGAUUGGCUGGAGCUGCCACAGAAUAUCAAGGAGGGCAUCGAGGGCCACCCCGUCGAGUGGUACCCCGAGGUCUUUGACAUUGUGUUCCCCGAUCUCGACAAGGCCAAGGCGAACGAAGACAGGGUCCAGCCAGGCAAGGACGCCAAGUCCUCCGAGGACGAUGACUAG
Messenger RNA from Emericellopsis cladophorae, 3345 nucleotides. RefSeq names its product Lon protease-like protein. The transcript is spliced from 2 exons. Gene Ontology annotation, cellular component: mitochondrial matrix. Gene Ontology annotation, molecular function: ATP-dependent peptidase activity; serine-type endopeptidase activity; ATP hydrolysis activity. The record is from RefSeq and is a predicted model, not a curated record. Lineage: Eukaryota; Fungi; Ascomycota; Sordariomycetes; Hypocreales; Bionectriaceae. The coding region runs from base 1 to 3345 and encodes 1114 amino acids. Gene Ontology annotation, biological process: protein quality control for misfolded or incompletely synthesized proteins; protein catabolic process; chaperone-mediated protein complex assembly.